Molecule: messenger RNA, 3575 nt
Organism: Plodia interpunctella (Indianmeal moth)
Lineage: Eukaryota; Metazoa; Arthropoda; Insecta; Lepidoptera; Pyralidae
Exons: 1
Coding region: 1098-3575 (825 amino acids)
Cellular component (GO): nucleus
Molecular function (GO): DNA binding
Source: RefSeq, a predicted model, not a curated record
ACUAAGGUAAAGGCACCCAAUUACGAGGGGUUCCAAAACUGGCACCAUAUUCCGAUGUAUUUAGAAAAGCAGUGUUUUUAAGUAAUUUACAAGUUAUUUUUGUCGGCAAAAUAUGUUAUAUGGUAAAUAAUUUAUUUAAUCAUGUUUAUGUGAGCAAAGGAUUGUUUUAGUGUGUGUACAAUUCAAAAUAAACGGUCAGUUAGACGCUAGCAGCUGACUCGGAAGCUCGCUCCUACAUUUCGGACCUAAUUCACGUGAGUUAUACGAUUUUUUAAAUAGUGUUUUUUACGUGAGUUUUAUACUAAUGAGUAUUUGUUUAAUUUGAAACAUGUAAAGGGUUAUGUUUUUUAUCGAAUACCCUUAACAUUGGAGUAUUUUCUUUUGAAGUUGAGGAGAAAAUAAUAUUUGAAAAUAUCGCGGCAUUAGGUACCAAAUAGUUUAAUUGGUUCCUAAAUGCCGAUGUAUACCACGGAAAUGCAAUUUCAUACAGGUUAAUUUUUUUACAAAAUUUUAAUGAAUUAUUAUGAUUAGGAAUUUAGUGUUUUAGUACUGAUCACUUGAAUAACCAACACAUGUAAAAAUGUAAUUCCGAGGUAUAUUUUAGAGUCGCAUUUAUUAGUUAUAUUAGGUCAAACAAUAUCCAUUCAUGUACUUUAUUGAUUUGUUGUAUGGAAAAAUAAAGUCGAAAAAAUUUAGUUAUUGAUAUGUUCUGAUUAAACCUGGCUAUGUUUUCUAUAUGUUUCGAAAGAUAUAGCAAUUUAGGUUUAAUUUACUUACAGUAUAUUGACAAAUAUGUUAUUUUUUAUCACUCGGAAUAAAAAACUUGUUUGAGAGUUAGAAAACGCAAUUCCGAUGUAUUUAAGACGGAAAAAGGUUAUAUGAAUACCUAAUUCUGUGGUAUUGAUACAGCAAAAUACAGGGUGUUCAUUUUCUCAUGCAGUUUGUAAAGCAUUUAUUAUACUUAUAUUACUUAGUUUCAGUUAGUAAGUAUAAUAGCUUUGAAACAUUUAAAAUACCUAAGUUUGAUUAUCCGAUAUACUCAGACUUGCUUACGCACAAUUACAAUCGCUUACAAUUUACUGUUUUGUUCUAGAAUAAUGAACCCAAGAAAAAAAUAUACAAAAGAAGACGUUCAAAAUGCUAUCAUGGCAAUUAAUAAUGGCAGUAGCGUUUAUAAAGUUUCUCGACAAUAUAAUAUUCCAGAAACUACAUUGAGAGAUAAACGUGAUAAAAAAUAUUGCGGUGACGUUGCCGGCAGAAAAACGAUACUCUCCAAAUCUGAAGAAACAAAGAUUGUUGACUGGAUCCAUUAUUUAGGAAAGCAAGGUUUCCCUGUUUCCAAGGAACAAUUGAAGCAAGGAGUAGCGAAGCUAGUAGAAAAUUUAAACAGACCAAAUACUUUUAAAGAUGGUGUUCCUGGUAAACACUGGCUUGCCAAUUUCUUAUCAAGACAUCCAACUGUUGCCAAGAGAGUAGCACAAACAUUGCCCACUCAUCGUAACAAAGUGACUGAACAAGAUGUGCGCAAUUGGUUUGAAAGAGUGAAAACCUAUUUUGAGACAAAUAAUUUAUUAAGUGUACUUGAAGAUGAGUCGAGAGUUUUUAACUGCGAUGAAACAGCUUUUUUUCUUUGCCCCAAAGAAAAAGACGUAUUAGUAAAGAAGGGAAGCAAGCGAGUGUACAACAGAGUUGCUAACGAUGAUAAAGAAUGUUUAACCGUAUUAGUCAAUGUUUCUGCCGCUGGUAAAAUAGCUCCACCUAUGGUGUUGUAUCCAUACAAACGGCUGCCAAAAAGCUUAUCUCAGACGGUUCCACCCACGUGGGGUAUAGGAUGCACGGAAUCAGGGUGGAUGAACAUGGAGGCCUUCUAUGAAUAUGUAGCGAAUGUAUUUUAUAAAUGGUUACUAGAAAACAAAAUAACAAUGCCCGUUGCUCUCUUUAUGGAUGGCCAUACCUCACAUAUUUCCUUGCCACUCAGUAUUUUUUGCAAAGAAAAAGGAAUCAUACUCGUUGCAUUAUUCCCAAAUUCGACGCAUAUCCUUCAACCUCUGGAUGUUGGAGUUUUUCGACCUGUUAAGGGUGCGUGGAAAGAAAUCGUUCACGAGUUUAGAGUAAAUAACAAUUAUGCCAAAUUAAAACGCACAGACUUUGCCAAAGAAGUAGAAAAAUGUUUCGAAAAAAGUCUUAAAGUAGAAACAAUAAAAAAUAGCUUUAGAAGCACUGGAAUCUUUCCAUUUGAUGUUAAUAAUAUUAACUUCUCAAAAGUAAUUCCGCAGGAAACAGAUUGUACCGCUGUAAUUAAUUCACAGGAGGAACCAUCCGCAGAGCAAUCUAAUACUUUUAUUAAGGAGUUUGAGAAACGACUGGAUCCAGAAAUUCUUAUAAAUUUCAAUAAUUCUGGAAGCGAGUGGAGAGGCGAGGAAAAAUACAGGUGUUUAUUUGAAUUUUGGAAGAAAAUCCAACAAGAAGAACCACAUUCAUUAUCUAUUUUCAACGAUACAACAAUUAUGAACAAUAUACAAGAUUGUGAUUUGUCAGAUGUUGUUUUGAAUGUAGAAAUAGGUUCAAAUGGCAGUGUCAUACUACCCUUGAGCCCUAAUCCUGAAUCCAUCAUGAGCAAUGACAUUUCCAAGCGAGAUACUGAUCAGCCUUUGACGCCACGGGAAAAAUAUUCACGACAAUGUUCAAAUGAUUCUGGCAGUGUUUUGCAAAGGGAAAGUACACUUGAGCGUGUAACUGAACCUGUAUUACAACCUUGUUGUUCAAGGACUAUAAAUCUUCAAUUAUCCCGAGCAAGUUCACGACAGUCAAGCAGUGAUCUAGCGUUAGACAUUUUUGAUCCUGUUGACAGCUCUAACCAGAAUAAGGAAAAUAUCGUAUUCAAAAGCACUACUUUUGAUUUGAAACCAAACGAAGAUGUGUCACUAGCUUGUUGUUCCAAAUCACAAAAUAUUACAUUAUCCCGAGCAAGCUCAGGGCAGUCAAGCAAUGAUCUAGCAAUCGAUAUUUUUAACUCCAAGUGUUUGUAUAAUAAACUAGAUGUUGAAAACACUACUUCUAAUACGAAAGUAAUUUUUCCAACUCCAUUUAAAACAGCAUUUUACUUUCCAAAGUCCACCAAGAAAACAUUAACUAGAAAAACUAAAAAACUAACUCCAACAGUUGCAGUUGCAGAUGAAUUUAUAGAAUAUCAACGUAGAGUUGAAAAAGAGAAGAAAGAAAAAAAUGAGGGGAUUCUUAAAAGACGAGAAGAGAGAUUAAAAAAACAAGAGGAAAAGAAAUUAGAAAAACUCAAAGCAGCGCAGAGGAAAACAAAGGAAAAAAAUAAUACAAAAAAACUCGCAUUAGAGAAGUCAAGCGUCCUUGAAAAAAUUGCAGAAGAUCAGGAAAAUGAGGCAAAUAUAGAUGAUGACAAUUUACUAACACCUUAUCGACAAAAUAAUCUAACUUGUAUAUUGAAUUCUGAAUCCUCUAACGAUAAUGAAAACAUAACAUUAACAAAUAAAAAAGCUGCCAUUAUUAAAAAAUCUUAUUUUGAGUUGUUCGGUGACUCUACAUCGGAGGAUUCAACAUAG